AUGGACGCCCGCGCCCUCCUCACCUCGCAGGGCUGGCGCGGCACCGGCCACUCCCUCCACAAGACCGACGACGCCAUCGGCCUGUCCAAGCCCCUGCUGCUGUCGCGCAAGGACGACACGCGUGGCCUUGGCACGAAACAACACUUUACGAGCGACCAGUGGUGGAUGAACGCCUUCGACGAGCAGCUCAAGGGCCUCGAAACGACCAAGGACGGCAAGGUCCGGCAGACGGUCACGACGGGCAAGCUCAACGCCAUCGAAAAGGGCUCGCUCGGGCGGUGGUACCUAUACACGUCGUUUGUGAAGGGAGGGUUCCUGGAGGGGACGGUGCACAACGAGGAGGACAAGGACUCGUCCUCGUCGACGGACUCGGACGACGCCACGCCGCCCAAGACGGACGACCCCGAUCCGAGAAAAGAAACCAAGGAGGAGCGGAGGGCGAGAAAAGAGGCCAAGAGGAAACGCAAGGAGGAGCGCGCAAAGGCCAAGGCUGCGCGUCGCGAGCGCAAGGCGGCCAAGGCGAGCAGAUCAGCCUCAAGCUCCGACGCCGACGAAGAGAAGCGCAGACGGCGCGCCAAGAAAGAGGAAAAGCGGCGCAAGAGGAAAGAGAAGGAAUCCAAGUCAUGA
Messenger RNA from Purpureocillium lilacinum, 627 nucleotides. RefSeq lists its product as uncharacterized. Gene Ontology annotation, cellular component: nucleolus. The record is from RefSeq and is a predicted model, not a curated record. Lineage: Eukaryota; Fungi; Ascomycota; Sordariomycetes; Hypocreales; Ophiocordycipitaceae.